AUGGCUGCGGCUCACCACUUCCACGUUCCGACUGGGAACACUGUGCGGGUGCGAAUCAUCGACACGACAACGAGAAUUGAACAGGUCCCAAGCACGUUUUUGAUGGAGCCAAUCGUACCGGGCUUUACUCACAUGCCCAAAUUGCCAUCCUGGUCUUUCUUGGUAGAGCACGCCUCGGGUAGGAAGGCACUUUUCGACUUGGGCGUCCCUCCCGAUUGGAAGAGGAUGUCCCCUGUCACCACUAACCACACGGUCGCCGCUGGUUGGACUGUGACCUCUGAAAAGAACACUGUCCAGAUUCUCGAGGAUACGGGCAUCAGAGGUGAGGAAAUUAAUAGUAUCAUAUGGAGCCACUGGCAUUGGGAUCAUUUGGGGGACCCUUCUACGUUCCCCCCCAGCACAGAGCUGGUCGUGGGACCAGGAUUCAAAGAAGCAUUCUUGCCCGGGUACCCAGCUAAGAUGGAUUCGCCAGUCAGGGAGAGCGAUUUCGCGGGACGAGAGGUCCGAGAGAUCGAUUUUACAACCUCGAAGCUGAAAAUCCAAAGAUUUGACGCUUUUGAUUUCUUCGGAGACGGAUCGUUCUAUCUUCUCGAUACUCCCGGACAUGCUAUUGGGCAUCUUUGUGGCCUUGCUCGAACGUCGUCGAACCCUGAUACGUUCAUCAUGAUGGGAGGUGACCUUUGUCACCAUAGUGGCGAACUCCGUCCUUCGCCCUAUCUGCCUCUUCCCCAAGAAAGUCAACUUCGGAACAUCUUACAAGGACUUAUCCCAUAUGUGCCCACUUGUCCUGGCGCGGUACUGGGACAUGUGCAGCACUCUCGGGGCCGAAAUCUCAACGAACCAUUCUUUAACCCGGCAAUGGGGCUCGACAUACCGACGGCAAUGGAGAGUAUUAGGAAGGCUCAAGAGGCUGACGCGGAUUCUAAUGUGUGGUUCAUAUCCGCGCAUGAUGACAGCCUAUGGGGUUUGAUAGACUUUUUUCCGGCACAUGUGAAUGGUUGGAAGGAAAGGGGAUGGGGCGCCAAAACCAAGUGGUCGUUCCUGAAGGACUUCCGUCCUGCCUUGGAGGCUUCCGCUGAGGCGGGGUCGUAA
Fonsecaea multimorphosa CBS 102226 is the source of this 1092-nucleotide messenger RNA. RefSeq lists its product as uncharacterized. The transcript is spliced from 3 exons. Lineage: Eukaryota; Fungi; Ascomycota; Eurotiomycetes; Chaetothyriales; Herpotrichiellaceae. Bases 1 to 1092 code for a protein of 363 amino acids. The record is from RefSeq and is a predicted model, not a curated record.